Pollicipes pollicipes is the source of this 1264-nucleotide messenger RNA. RefSeq names its product dopamine receptor 2. Gene Ontology annotation, molecular function: G protein-coupled receptor activity. Bases 48 to 1235 code for a protein of 395 amino acids. Gene Ontology annotation, cellular component: plasma membrane. The transcript is spliced from 3 exons. Gene Ontology annotation, biological process: positive regulation of MAPK cascade; adenylate cyclase-activating adrenergic receptor signaling pathway. The record is from RefSeq and is a predicted model, not a curated record. NCBI's taxonomy places the organism in Eukaryota, Metazoa, Arthropoda, Thecostraca, Pollicipedomorpha, Pollicipedidae.
GCACCAUCCCGCAGGCCAUCAACGACUCGGAGUCGGGCGAGGGGGCCAUGCCGCCGCUCGGCGCACCCAACUUGGUGCUGGCCGUGGGCCUCUACUUCUUCUGCAUCUUCGUCAUCCUGGGGAACCUGCUGGUCAUUGUGGCUGUGGUGCGAGAGCGCGUGCUGCACACGGUCACCAACUACUUCAUCAUGUCGCUGGCCGUGGCGGACACGAUCGUGGGCGCGUUUGUCAUGACGUUCGGCGCGUCCCUGGUGGCCACGGACAACUUCUGGAUGUUCGGCCCGGUCUGGUGCGACCUCUGGCACAGCUUCGACGUGCUCGGCUCGACGGCCAGCAUUCUGAACCUGUGCGUGAUCUCACUGGACCGCUACUGGGCCAUCCGCGACCCGUUCACGUACCCGAACAAGAUGACAGAGCGGACGGCGUGUGCUCUCAUCGCUCUGGUCUGGGUGUGCGCCAGUCUCAUCUCGUUCCCGGCCAUCGCCUGGUGGCGCGCCGUCUCUAGCCCCUCCGCCGACGGCGUGUGCGUCUUCACCGACAACAUCGGCUACCUCGCCUUCUCCUCCAUCAUCUCCUUCUACGGGCCGCUGCUCAUCAUGCUGAUAGUCUACUUCCGCAUCUACCGUGCCGCCACGGAGCAGAUGCGCUGCCUCAAGCUCGGCUCCAAGCAGGUGAGCGUGAACGGCGGCGGCCACGGCCUGACUCUGCGGAUGCACCGAGGCGGCGGAAGCGGUCGGUUGGACCAGGCCGGCCCCGAGCCCGACGACGACUCGGCGGCCUUCACCGGCCCGGACGGCUUUGGAUCGUCACGGGCCAACUUGUCAGCCAAGCACGUGAAGAACUUCUCCUUCAGCCGCAAGCUGGCCAAGUUCGCCAAAGAACGCAAGGCGGCCAAGACACUGGGCAUCGUGAUGGGUGUGUUUAUCGUGUGCUGGCUGCCGUUUUUUAUCGUGAACCUGCUGUCAGGCGUGUGCUACGACUGCAUCGCCCACGCGGACCUGGUGCUGACGAUUGUCACCUGGCUGGGCUGGAUCAACUCGGCCAUGAACCCGGUCAUCUAUGCGUGCUGGAGCAAGGACUUCAGGAGGGCUUUCAUCCGGAUAUUGUGUAUUUGCUGUCCGGAAACAUCGGCGAGGGCGAGACGGGUCAACAGGCCACUUAAAAACCAACUGGAUCAUCCCACCAUCGUGUUGUCGCCGCCGAGUCGGCGCCACACGCCCGAGGUCAGCCGGUGACCUGGCGCCGGCCGGCUGCCCCAGCCUAG